Trichomycterus rosablanca is the source of this 1910-nucleotide messenger RNA. RefSeq lists its product as uncharacterized. The coding region runs from base 78 to 356 and encodes 92 amino acids. NCBI's taxonomy places the organism in Eukaryota, Metazoa, Chordata, Actinopteri, Siluriformes, Trichomycteridae. The record is from RefSeq and is a predicted model, not a curated record. The transcript has 4 exons.
CCGCCCUCACACGGAGCGCUGCUGAGACAGUCGAUUGGAUAACAACACAGAAAGAGAAAUUCUGUCAGUGAAAUAAGAUGGAUGGAGACAAGGCUCAAUAUUCACGCCUUAUGGAGUCUCUGAAGAGGAGACGGCGGCUAGGCCCUGACGAGCUUAGACUUAUUGCUGAACAUGACAGCGAUGAAGAUCAUGAAGGCAUGACCAUUGAAGAGGAGGACUUCAUGGACAUGGAGCUCCUGGAUGAAGGGGAAGAAGAGGAUGAAGAGGAGCAAGAUGAGCAGAGGGAUCAACCAACAACCUCCUAUCGGUCAAAGUUCAGUGUGCAUUGUUCAUUGGAAGGAGGUCAUUUGAGGUGAUGCUAUCACUACUACAGGUGGAUCUGUUUGCCUGCUGAAGAUAGUGCUGUAUUCUGUGGGUCUGGUUCUCAUGAUGUCUGCAGUGAUCACCGUCCACAUUAGAGAGAGACUCAUCAAACCAAAGAUAGAGCAACACAGGGAAUAAACUGCUUUUCAAUCUAUACACAAUCAAGGACUUUCAGUUUUUACCUUUGCCCAUUUGUGGGGGAAGGGGUUGGGGGCAUGGAUCUGGAAAUGUUCAUUGUAAGUGCUAUACAAAUUUCCUUUCUGUGUGGAGUUUGUGGGUUCUCUCAGUGUCCAUGUUGGUUUCCACCACAAGUCAAAAGACAUGCUGUCAGGCCAACCGAAGCUACUGAAAAUUGCUGUUUGUGCGUCUGUGUGGUUGUUUCCUGUAAAUUCUCCACACAUUCUCUAUUGGGGACAGGUCAGGACUGCAGGCAGGCCAGUCCAGUACCCGUACCCUCUUCCUCUGCAGCCAUGCCUUUGUAAUGUGUGCAGCAGGUGGUUUUGCACGUCUUGUUGAAAAAUGCUGGACAUCCCUGGAAAAGAUGACGUCUUGAAGGCAGCACAUGUUGCUCUAAGAUCUGAAUGUACUUUUCUGUAUUAAUGCUGCCAUCACAGAAGUGUAAUUGACCAUUUUUUCCAAAAAAAGACCUGGAAUACUGAAUAAUCUGACCACAAUACAUGUUUCCACUGUGUGAUGGUCCAUCCUAGAUGCCUCUGAGCCCAGAGAAGUUGACACCGCUUCUGGACAUGGUUAACAUAAGGCUUCUUUUUUGCACAGUAAAGUGUUAAGUGGCAUUUGUGCAUGUAACUCUGUAUUGUAGUGCUUGACAAAGGUUUGCCAAAGUAAUCCCUCACCCAUGUGGUUAUAUCAGCUAUUGUUGAGUGGCGGUUCUUGAUGCAGGGCCGUCUGAGGGAUGGAAGAUCACGGGCGUUCAGGUUAAGCUUGCACCCUUGGCCUUCACACACUGAUAUUCCUCCUGAUUCCUUGAAUGGUAUAAUGAUAUUAUGCACUGUAGAGGGAGAAAUAUGCAAAUCUUCAAAAAAAAAUUCUUAUUUAAGGUACAUUGUUUUUAAACAUUUCAAUCAUUUUCUCACAAAUUUGUUGAUAAACUGGAGAUCCUCUGAUCAUCUUUGCUCAUUAAAAACUUUCCUGGAUGUUUUUUUUGUACCAAACCCUGAUUACAAUCACCUGUUUGGAAUCAAAUCAUUAUUUCGUUUUUUUACCUCAUUACUAGCCCUAAAUUGCCCCCGUCCCAACUUUGUUUGGAAUGUGUUACAGGCCUGAAAUGCAUGAAUGGAGAUAUAUUAACAAAUGAAAUGAAGUUGAAGAGACAAAACAUAAAAUAUCUAGUCAAAGUAAAUGUAAGGGACACUGCAUUUUUAUUUUAUUUGCACUUUCCACACUGUCCCAACUUUUUCUGAUUUAGGGUUGUAUUUAAAAUAAGAAAGCGGAAAAUUACGUAUUGUGUUUCUUGUGUAUAACAUUAGCAGGAGUCUGUGAUAUAGCUGUAAGAGUGUUUUCAGUUUCUAUUUAAAGAUUUAUGUCUA